AUGACUGAAGUCUCGUCGACCAGACUUUAUCUCGGGAACCUUCCCCGCAACGCAACCAAACAGGAUAUCGAGGAACAUUUCGGCAGCCAUGGAUCUGGCAAAAUCACCGAGAUCAAGCUGAUGAAUGGCUUUGGCUUCAUUGAAUACGAGGAUGCACUGGAUGCCCGGGAUAUUGUUCCUGCUUUCCAUGGCAGCGACUUCAAAGGCGAGCGGCUUACUGUGCAGUUUGCUCGGGGUCCACGACGCAAGGAGAAUUUCACUCCUGGUCCCAUGGAUCGCUCUCUUGCCCCUCGCCCGCGUCGUACCAUGUUCCGGAUGCAAAUUUCUGGACUUCCUGAUACCAGUUGGCAGGACCUCAAAGAUUUUGCCCGUCAGUCUGGACUGGACGUAGUUUACUCUGAAACCGGCCGUGAACUGGGUAAAGGGUUUGUGGAAUUCGAGACCGCCGCCGACCUGAAGUCGGCCGUGGAGAAACUCGACCAGCGGGAGUUCAAAGGCUCGCGGGUGACCUGCAUUGCGGAUAUCCAGAGCUAUGAUGACCGUUACCGGGAUGCCCACCGGGCCCGUUCCCCGCGUCGGCCCUAUCCUCCCAUGGACGACUACGACCGCAGGAUGCCUCGUGGCUACAGCCCCCGGAAUCACUACCGUGAACGGUCUCCCCUUCCCCUGCGCCGGGACUACUAUGACCGAGCGGACUAUGGACGCCGGACUCCCCCACGGCCUCGUAUCGAGGAUUAUCCCCCCCCCCGCGUCGUCCCUAUGACGACCCGUAUGAUACCCGGCCCCCACCCCCCUCCUCGUCACUACGAUGACCCCUACCUCGCGGCCGCCCGGUCGUAUGGUCGUCCCCGCUCCCCUCCUCGAGGUGACUACAUGGCUUACGACCGUCCUCGCUACUGGUAA
Molecule: messenger RNA, 903 nt
Organism: Penicillium alfredii
Lineage: Eukaryota; Fungi; Ascomycota; Eurotiomycetes; Eurotiales; Aspergillaceae
Exons: 7
Coding region: 1-903 (300 amino acids)
Cellular component (GO): cytoplasm; nucleus; ribonucleoprotein complex
Molecular function (GO): mRNA binding
Source: RefSeq, a predicted model, not a curated record